Molecule: messenger RNA, 1080 nt
Organism: Impatiens glandulifera
Lineage: Eukaryota; Viridiplantae; Streptophyta; Magnoliopsida; Ericales; Balsaminaceae
Exons: 3
Coding region: 72-1001 (309 amino acids)
Molecular function (GO): acyltransferase activity, transferring groups other than amino-acyl groups
Source: RefSeq, a predicted model, not a curated record
CUCUCUUUAUCAUCUCUUCAAUCUAGCAUAAUCACAACCAGAGCUACUUUCUUUUCUUCUUCUUCCCGAAAAUGGCAGCAAUAGUCUCUCUUUCGACUUCUUUGGAACUAAAGUCAUGCUCUACCAUCUUCUUCAAACCGAAUCACUCAAUAUUCUCCUUAAAACAUACACACCCAUGUCUUAUCUUCCCCAGAUCUACUAACACUAUCUACAAAUUCAACCUCUCUGUCUCCACUUCCGGGUCUUCUCCUUCUAAUUCUCCAUCAACCCCUUUAAACCCAAUUCUCCCGGGUCGUUUUCUCACUAAUGUUGAGCUCGAAAAGCUAAAAUCCUUAGAAGAAUUCGAAUAUCUUCAUGAAUUGGAAUCUGGGUCGUUAUGUGUACGCGUGAUGAGAGAAGAAGAAAUGGAAAUGGCGGUUGCCCUUUUGUCCGAAUCGUUUGCAGAAUCUAUGCUUCUUCCCAAAGCUUAUGUGAAACUGUUGGGUUUCUUAGUGAAGCAGUAUUUGAUGGAGAGGGGAGCAUUAAUGCCUCAUGCUGCCACUCUUGUUGGGUUCUAUAGAGGGAAAGAAGACGAUGAUUUCCAGUUGGCUGGAACUGUGGAAGUUAGUUUUAAUAAAAUGGGUGCUAACCCUUCACUUCCCACUCCUUCACCUCCAAAGGAGUCACCGUAUGUUUGUAACAUGUCGGUAAAGGAUUCGCUUAGAAAGAGAGGAAUUGGUUGGCAUAUUCUAAAGGCGGGUGAAGAACUAAUUUCGAAGAUGAGUUCGUCAAGAGAGGUUUACUUGCAUUGCAGGUUGAUUGAUGAAAUUCCAUUCAAUAUGUACAAGAAAGCGGGUUAUGAUGUUGUUAGAACAGAUAGUUUCUUCGUUCUUUUAACACUUCAAAGACGGAAGAACUUGAUGCGCAAGUUACUUCCCCUCCCAGUGAUCCCCGAUUCUGACGAGGAUGAAGAUGCUUUAAAUGGAUCAGAAGAUGCUUUAAAUGGAUCAGAACCUGCUUAGCUAAACGAGGUGGCGCAGGUUUUUGUUCUUCAAGUUGCCAGUACUCCGCAGGUUUGUACAUCCCUAUGAAGAAAGGAAA